AGCCGUUAUUCUCUUCGCUCUUGUUGCCGUGGCUAUGGCCCGCGCACCCGGACCCAGGCUGCCACGAUACUACGACGACAGUAAGAUAGUUGAUGGCACAGAGGUGGUUGCUGGGGAGGUCCCAUGGCAGAUAAUCCUGUACAGACUUGGUUCUUUCAUCUGCGGUGGCAGUCUUAUCAGCGACAGACAUGUACUGACUGCCGCUCACUGUGUGCAUCCAUACCAGGAUACCCCGGAUUAUUUCAGUGUUCGCCUGGGAACACUGAAGCUGACCAGUGGCGGAAUAACGAGAAAUGCAAAUCGAAUCCUGAGGCACGAGGCAUACAGCUCCAGCGAGAUCUACAAUGACGUUGCGGUCAUCGAGCUUGAUGAGCCAGUAGUGUUCACUAGCAACGUUAAGUCCAUCGCAUUGGCUAGUAACGAUGACAAUAAGUACGCGGACUGGCCGGCUACUACAUCUGGAUUCGGACGCAUUAGCAUGAAUGGACCCACAUCCCAGGACCUCUUGAAGGCUGAUCAGGUGAUCGUCUCUAGUGCGGACUGCAUAGCCGUUCACGGAUCCUUUAUCCAGCCAGCGGGAAUGAUCUGCUCCGGACAGGGAAAGGAGUCAACAUGCAGUGGUGACAGCGGCGGCCCACUGUGGGUGAUGCAGAACGGUGAGCCAACCCUGGUGGGAGUCACAUCCUGGUCGGUCGUUGCCUGCCAGAUUGCCGGCUAUCCUGACGGAUUCGCCCGCGUCACCUACUACUACCCAUGGAUCAUGGAUGCCGUCGCCAAGCUGUCCUAAGUCCUAAGUCGUUAACACUUCGUCGCGCCUGACGUCAUCGGCGCUUCGUGUCUAGUGAUCAUGACUCGGUAUCAUGCCUGUAUCAAAUUCUGAUUCAAUGAAGCAAUGAUUAAAAUACCCUGGUUCACAUCCAUACACAUUAAUGUGAUUAUGAUGAUUUGAUUUUUUUGGAAUUAAUGUGAAUACCACAAAAAUAAAUUGGCUUUUCUGUGCAAUUCUGUUUCGU
Priapulus caudatus is the source of this 1013-nucleotide messenger RNA. Its product is annotated as brachyurin-like. The transcript is spliced from 7 exons. The coding region runs from base 35 to 787 and encodes 250 amino acids. Lineage: Eukaryota; Metazoa; Priapulida; Priapulimorpha; Priapulimorphida; Priapulidae. The record is from RefSeq and is a predicted model, not a curated record. Gene Ontology annotation, biological process: proteolysis. Gene Ontology annotation, molecular function: serine-type endopeptidase activity.